ACCGUUCCCACUCCGCGAGGCCUCCUCCGGAGGCGGUGUUGCUCCGGGUGCCCGGAGAUUCCAAUCGCCCUUGCUCGGAGAAGCGCGCAGUUUCUGCGGGCCGAGCCUCCCGGAGGAGGGCCGAGUCCGCCCUGUCUUUGAGCCUCACCAAACUGGGGGAGGCCCGGAAUGCUUCUGCGCGGGUUCAUCUUUCCGGGGAAGAGCGGCGGAGGACGGACGCGGGCUCUGGCGCUGAGGCGGCCAUGGAGCGGCGGGAGCAGAUGGUGGUGCCGGUUGUGCGACUGGAUGGUGUUACGCGGGAGCAGUUCCUGCGGGACAUCUAUCCCCAGAGAAAGCCUGUGGUGCUGAAAGGAAUGGAACUGGGCACUUGCACAACCAAGUGGACAGUUGAUUACUUGAGCCAAGCUGAAGGAUCUAAAGAAGUAAAGAUUCACGUCUCAAUGGUGCCACAGAUGGAUUUCCUCAGUAAGAACUUUGUGUAUAGAACUCUGCCUUUUGAUGUGUUUGUACGAAGAGCAGCUGAAGGCAAACACAAGGAGUACUUUCUCUCUGAGGAUGAAAAGUACUAUUUGCGAUCAGUGGGAGAAGAUGCUAGGAAGAAUAUUGCAGAUAUCAGAAAGGAGUUUCCUGUUUUGGCAGAAGAUGUUCAAAUUCCAGAGUAUUUUGAAAAGGAGCAGUUUUUCUCUAGCGUCUUCCGCAUCAGCUCAGCUGGAUUACAGCUAUGGACACAUUACGAUGUAAUGGAUAACUUCUUAAUCCAGAUAACAGGGAAGAAACGAGUUGCUCUGUAUAGUCCUCGAGAUGCGCCCUAUUUAUAUUUAUCAGGUACUAAGUCAGAGGUGCUGGAUGUGGAUGACCCAGACCUAGAGAAAUACCCCCUCUUUGUGAGAGCCAAGCGCUAUCAGUGUCUGCUGGAAGCAGGAGAUGUGUUGUUCAUUCCAGCUCUGUGGUUCCACAAUGUAGUUUCUGAAGAAUUUGGAGUGGCAGUGAACGUGUUUUGGAAGCACCUUCCUGCUGAGUCCUAUGAUAAGAGCGACACUUACGGAAAUAAAGAUCCCACAGCAGCCUCUCGAGCUAUCCAGAUCUUGGACAGAGCUUUGAAAACACUGGAAGAGCUCCCUGAGGAAUACAGGGACUUUUAUGCUCGGAGAAUGGUGUUGCGUAUCCAAGAGAAAGCCUACAGGAAUGAUUAUGAAUAGAAUAACCUCUUGUGAUUCAGCAGGCUCCUGGAAGUGUAAAAUUGUGUUCCUAUGCAAGCUCUCUGUUUGUAUAUACAUAUGCCUUCUGCAAGGCAAAUAAAACUGAGGUUGAUAAACAUCCACCUGGAAAAAAGCUUACCUGGUAGAUUUUCCCUUUUCUUUGUUUUUCUGCUCAGUGAGUACACAGUCUGCCUGAGCUGGAAGUGCUUCCUGUUCUACAA
Pogoniulus pusillus (Red-fronted tinkerbird) is the source of this 1420-nucleotide messenger RNA. It is a transcript of the gene TYW5, whose product is annotated as tRNA-yW synthesizing protein 5. The transcript is spliced from 8 exons. Gene Ontology annotation, biological process: wybutosine biosynthetic process. The record is from RefSeq and is a predicted model, not a curated record. NCBI's taxonomy places the organism in Eukaryota, Metazoa, Chordata, Aves, Piciformes, Lybiidae. Bases 243 to 1199 code for a protein of 318 amino acids. Gene Ontology annotation, molecular function: tRNA binding; 2-oxoglutarate-dependent dioxygenase activity.